AGAAGAAGAAGAAGGUCUGAAUGGGACUUUUAUUUUGGUGUGUGGCGACGUGACGUCAUAAGGCUGCGCCGCGCUCCUGUAGCUGAGAUUCUGCUGAAGAAAGGUUUGUUUUACAACAAACAGAACAACAGAAAAGAGAAACUCCUGCUGAAGCACACUGUUAUAAAGAUGGAGUUUAUUAAAGAGGAGAGUGAAGACCUGAAGAUUGAAGAAACACUCAAACAUGAAGAUCUGGAGGAUAACCAAACAAAAAUGGUGUUUAUUAAAGAGGAGACUGAAGACCUGAAGAUUGAAGAAGAUUUCAGAGUUGAACAUGAAGAUACACAAACAGACCUGAUGACACUGAAAGAGAAGAGUCGAGAACUGAAUGAAACCGAAGAAAAAAGUCAGACUGAGAAAUGUCAUGAUGUCACGGCUGAGGAAAAAUCUUUUAGUUACUCUCAGACUCGUAAAAGAGAAACUAGAAAGCGUAAAGUCCAGACGAGAGUUCACACUAAAGAGAGACCGUUCACCUGUCAACGCUGUGGAAAGAGUUUUAGUGGAACACAAGGCCUUACAAGCCACUUACAAAUCCACAAACACAAACCUUAUACCUGCAAACAGUGUGGGAAGUGUUUCAAACUAAAAGGAUGUCUUAAGACUCACAUGAGAGUUCACACCAGAGGCAAUCCUCACACCUGCAAACUGUGUGGGAAGAGUUGCACAUCAAAUGCUAAUCUGAUGAUUCACAUGAUCGUUCACACAGAAGAGCCUCACACCUGCAGAAUGUGUGGGAAGGGAUUCACAGAAAAUGGCCAUCUGAUGAAUCACAUGAGAGUUCACACUGGAGAGAAGUGUUUUAGAUGUCAUGCAUGUGAAAUAAUUUUCGCUGACAAGAUUCACCUUAAGAAUCAUGUACAAAAUCACAUUGGGGAGAGGCCUUGCAUGUGCCAUCACUGUGGAAAAAGUUUCACAAACAAAAAAUAUCUUCAGUCUCACAUAAAAAUUCACACUGGAGAGAAGCCUUUCACCUGCCCUCAGUGUGGAAAGAGCUUCAUGUUUAAAGGAAAACUUCAGCUGCACAUGAGAGUUCACACUGGAGAGAGGCCUUUCACCUGCCCUCAGUGUGAAAAGAGCUUCACAGCUAAAGGAAGCCUUAAAGAUCACAUUAGACUUCACACUGGAGAGAAGCCUUACAAGUGUGCUCAGUGUGACAUCAGUUUCACAUAUAACAAAAGCCUGAAACAGCACUUGCAAACGCAUUCUGGAAAUAAUUCCUCGUUUCCAAUGUGACAAAAGGUUUAGAAAUAAUACAUUCACUUACUGGUGUAAUAAAAACAGCAGACUUACAAAUAUAUGAAAAGUAAUUCAGUU
Messenger RNA from Cyprinus carpio (common carp), 1353 nucleotides. RefSeq lists its product as uncharacterized. The record is from RefSeq and is a predicted model, not a curated record. NCBI's taxonomy places the organism in Eukaryota, Metazoa, Chordata, Actinopteri, Cypriniformes, Cyprinidae.